AUGGCUCAGGGAAGAGGCAGUGCAAGCGCGGGGCGAGCCAUCGGCGCCACGGCGUUCGCCGUUGCCUGCUGCUGCUGCGUCGUCAUCGCCGACGCAGCCACCACCUACUACGUCGGGGACAGCAACGGCUGGUCCUUCAGCAGCCCCAGCUGGCCCAACGGCAAGCACUUCCGCGCCGGAGACACUCUCGUGUUCAGGUACAUCCCCUGGAUCCACAACGUGGUGGCCGUGGACGAGGACGGGUACAACGGCUGCACGACGCCGCCAGGGUCGCGGACCUACACGUCCGGCGCCGACAGCAUCACGCUCACCAGGGGGGACAACUUCUUCAUCUGCACCCGGUUCGGCCACUGCAACCUCGGCAUGAAGCUCGUCGUCUCUGCCGCGUGA
Messenger RNA from Miscanthus lutarioriparius, 390 nucleotides. Lineage: Eukaryota; Viridiplantae; Streptophyta; Magnoliopsida; Poales; Poaceae. The record is from the annotation of a GenBank genome assembly.